AGCCGGCUGCCGACCCACGUGUGUUCUGCGCUGGGCGUCGGGUCGCUCAGGGGCUCGGCGUUGGCGUUCGCGGGUUCGGACAGUUUUGCGAAAACAUGGGUCGUUCGGGGAAGUUGCGGUCGGGCGCCUCGGCGAAGCUGAAGCGCUGGAAGAAGGGCCACAGCAGCGACAGCAACCCCAGCGUCUGCCGCCACCGGCAGGCCGCCCGCAGCCGCUUCUUCAGCCGGCCGUCAGGAAAGAGCGACCUGACCGUGGACGCGGUGAAGUUGCAUAAUGAGCUGCAGUCCGGCUCCCUGAGCCUGAGCCUGAGCCAGGGCCACGCCGCUGAGAAGGCCAUGGAGGAAGACCCCGAGUUGGCCUUCACCGAGAAGUCCGCGGGCACGUUCCUGAGCGGCCUGUCCGACUGCACCAACGUCACCUUCAGCAAAGUGCAGCGCUUCUGGGAGUCCAACUCAGCCGCCCACAAAGAGAUCUGUGCGGUUCUGGCUGCUGUCACUGAGGUGAUUCGCUCCCAGGGAGGGAAGGAGACAGAGACUGAGUACUUUGCUGCUUUGAUGACGACCAUGGAAGCAGUGAAGUCCACAGAGUCAUUGGCUGCCGUUGCUUACCUGCUGAACCUUGUCCUAAAGCGUGUGCCCAGUCCUGUGCUCAUUAAGAAGUUCUCUGAUACCUCCAAAGCCUUCAUGGACAUCAUGUCUUCCCAGGCCAGCAGCGGCUCCACCUCUGCCCUCCGAUGGGUCCUCUCCUGCCUGGCCAUCCUGUUGCGGAAGCAGGACCUGGAAGCCUGGGGCUACCCGCUGACUCUUCAGGUGUACCACGGGCUUCUGAGUUUCACUGUGCAUACCAAGCCCAAGAUUCGGAAGGCUGCCCAACAUGGAGUAUGCUCAGUUCUCAAAGGCAGUGACUUCAUGUUUGGUGAAAAGGCCCUUGUCCAUCAUCCUGCUGCUAUCUCCACUGCCAAGUUUUGCAUCCAGGAGAUUGAGAAGUCUGGAGGCUCCAAGGAGGCCACCACCACACUGCACAUGCUGACACUGCUGAAGGACGUACUGCCCUGCUUCCCAGAAGGCCUGGUGAAGAGCUGCAGUGAGACUCUGCUGCGUGUCAUGACCUUGAGCCAUGUGCUGGUGACAGCCUGUGCUAUGCAGGCCUUCCAUAGCCUCUUCCAUGCCAAGCCCAGCCUGGGUACCCUGUCUGCAGAGCUUAAUGCCCAGAUCAUUACGGCCUUGUAUGACUACAUUCCCAGUGAGAAUGACUUACAGCCCCUGCUGGCCUGGCUUAAAGUCAUGGAAAAAGCCCACAUCAACUUGGUCAGGUUGCAGCGGGACCUGGGCCUGGGCCACCUUGCUCGUUUUUUUGGAACUGCAAUGACCUGUUUCCUCUCCCCUCACUCACAAGUGGUGGCAGCUGCCACCCAGAGCCUCAAGGAGAUCCUGAAAGAGUGUAUAGCUCCGCACAUGGCUGACAUCGGCUCUGUGACCUCCUCAGCCUCAGGUCCUCCCCAGCACAUUGCCAAGAUGUUCAGGGCGGUGGAGGAGGGCCUGACGUACAAAUUCCAUGCAGCCUGGAGCUCUGUCCUGCAGCUGCUGUGUGUCUUCUUUGAGGUGUGUGGAAAGCAGGCACAUCCCGUGAUGAAGAAGUGCCUCCAGUCCUUGUGUGACCUGCGCCUCUCUCCUCACUUCCCCCACACGGCAUCCCUAGACCAAGCUGUGGGAGCUGCAGUGACCAGCAUGGGACCAGAGGUGGUGUUACAGGCUGUACCUUUGGAAAUUGAUGGCUCUGAGGAGACUCUGGAUUUCCCACGGAGCUGGCUGCUGCCAGUCAUCCGGGACCAUGUCCGGGAAACUCGACUCGGUUUCUUCACUACCUACUUCUUGCCCCUGGCUAACACCCUCAAGAGUAAAGCAAUGGACCUGGCCCAAGAAGGCAGCACAGUGGAGUCCAAGAUCUAUGACACUCUGCAGUGGCAGAUCUGGACCCUCCUACCUGGGUUCUGCACUAGGCCCACGGAUGUGGCUGUCUCUUUCAAAGGUCUGGCACGGACGCUGGGCACAGCCAUCAGCGAACGCCCCGACCUAAGGGUCACUGUGUGCCAGGCCCUGCGCACCCUCAUCACCAAGGGUUGUGAGUCAGAGGCUGACCGUGCUGAAGUGAGUCGCUUUGCCAAGAACUUUCUGCCAAUCCUCUUCAAUCUGUAUGGGCAGCCUGUUGCAGAUGGGGACACCCCAGCUCCUCGCCGAGCUGUAUUGGAAACUAUCAAAACUUACCUCACCAUCACUGAGACUCAGUUGGUGAAUGGUUUCCUGGAAAAAGCCAGUGAGAAGGUUCUUGAUCCUGCCAGCUCUGACUUUACCAGAUUGUCUGUUCUGGACCUGGUCGUGGCCUUGGCUCCUCAUGCUGAUGAAGCUGCCAUCAGUAAGCUGUACUCCACCAUCCGGCCCUACCUGGAGAGCAAGGCUCAUGGGGUGCAGAAGAAGGCCUAUCGUGUGCUAGAGGAGGUGUGUGCCAGCCCCGAGGGCCCUGGGGCCCGCUUUGUGCAGAGCCACCUGGGUGACCUGAAGAAGACCCUGCUGGACUCGCUUCGGAGCACGUCCUCACCUGCCAAGAGGCCCCGUUUGAAGUGCCUCAUACAUAUUGUGAAGAAAUUGUCGGUUGAGCAUGAAGAAUUCAUUGCGGCCCUCAUCCCAGAGGUGAUCCUGUGCACCAAGGAGGUGUCUGUGGGUGCACGGAAGAAUGCUUUCACUCUGCUCGUAGAGAUGGGCCAUGCUUUCCUGAGGUUCGGCUCCAACCAGGAAGAGGCCCUGCAGCGCUUCCUUAUCCUGAUCUAUCCUGGCCUUGUGGGUGCAGUGACCACCAUCAGCUGUAGCAUUCUGGCCCUAACCCACCUCCUGUUUGAGUUUAAAGGACUGAUGGGCACCAGCACAGUGGAGCAGCUGCUGAAAAAUGUGUGUCUGCUGCUGGCCUCCCGCACCCGUGAUGUGGUCAAGUCUGCGCUGGGCUUCAUCAAGGUGGCUGUGGUGGUCAUGGAUGUGGUCCACCUGGCCAAGCAUGUACAGUUGGUGAUGGAAGCCAUAGGAAAGCUGUCGGAUGACAUGAGACGGCACUUCCGCAUGAAGCUUCGGAAUCUAUUCAUCAAGUUCAUCCGCAAGUUUGGAUUUGAGCUGGUGAAGGGGCUGCUGCCUACAGAGUACCACAAAGUCCUGGUCAACAUCCAGAAGGCUGAAACCCGGGCCAAAAAGCACCGUGCCCUGAGCCAGGCUGCUGUGGAGGAGGAAGAAGAGGAUGAGGAAGAGCCCACCCAGGGCAAAGGUGACAGCAUUGAGGAGAUUUUGGCUGACUCGGAGGAUGAAGAUGAGGAGGAAAGAGGCCACAACAAAGAGCAGAGAAAGCUGGCCCGACAGAGGAGCAGGGCGUGGCUGAAGGAAGGUGGAGGGGAUGAGCCCCUCAACUUCCUGGAUCCCAAAGUGGCCCAGCGAGUCCUUGCCACACAGCCUGGACCCGGGAAGGGCAGCAAGAAAGACCACGGCUUCAAGGUGAGCGCCGAUGGUCGGUUGAUUAUACGUGAGGAUGAAGAUGGUGACAAAGUGGAGGAAGAGGAUGGCACUAAAGGGGAAGAUGAAGAGAUGGCUGACUUGGUGGAAGAUGUGGGCGUCAGGAGUAAAAAGAAGCUUAAGCGGCACAGGGAGGCGGAGGAGGAAGAACUGGAGGUGCCCCCUCAGUAUCAGGCUGGAGGCUCUGGCAUCCAUCGCCCUGUGGGCAAGAAAGCUACCCCUGGGGCUGAAUACAAAGCCAAGAAAGCAAAGGGUGACAUGAAGAGGAAGGGCCGGCUCGAUCCCUAUGCCUACAUCCCACUCAACAGAACCAAGCUCAACCGCAGGAAGAAAGUGAAGCUGCGGGGACAAUUCAAAGGUCUGGUAAAAGCUGCCCAGCGGGGAUCCCAAACAGGACACAAACUCCGCAGAAAAGACCGUCGCCUCUGACGACUGCUCGGCUGCCCUGUGCUCCAGUCCAAGCCCAAGGACCCUUUCUAGCCCCCAUGUUGCUUGACACCAGCUGCAGAUGCCUGAACCUAACAGAGCCUGAACUCAGAAUGACAUAACUGAAGCCAGGGCCCAGCUUCCAAAGAGACACCCAAGAUUUUGGAAGCCCUAAAUGGGAACUGCCCUUCAGAAACAUCACUAGCAUCUGUGGAAGGAACUGUGGCCUCUCUCUUUCUCUGGAGGCCCCCCCAUUAGGUGCUGUUCUGCCUAUCCAAGGUAGCCCUGAGCAUUGAAGUGGUGAUUUUCUCCAUAGCCAUGUGGCCAUUGUCUGCAUGUGUGAGGUCCAGGGUCACCAGGUCUAGAAUAAAUGUGCAUCACCACA
This is a messenger RNA of Jaculus jaculus (lesser Egyptian jerboa), 4359 nucleotides long. It is a transcript of the gene Rrp12, whose product is annotated as ribosomal RNA processing 12 homolog. NCBI's taxonomy places the organism in Eukaryota, Metazoa, Chordata, Mammalia, Rodentia, Dipodidae. The transcript has 34 exons. Bases 96 to 3977 code for a protein of 1293 amino acids. The record is from RefSeq and is a predicted model, not a curated record.